AUGGACCUGGUGAACCAACUCAACGAGCUACUCACCGCUCUGCGAAUCCCAAUACCCAUCGAGUCCCCUACCGAUCUUACUCCUUCUCUCCUCCUUGCCAUACUAGAAUGCCUUUUAUCUUCACGACUCCCGCUGCCCACCAGUAUUCGUCAGGCAGCCGUGUCGCAAUCCCCCGCUCGGCGUGCUGAGGCUCAGAGUGCCAGAGUGCAUUGCAUGAAGAUCUUUCUAGGCAUCCUAGAGACCGAUAUUCUCAAGGACAAUGACAUGGGUCUCAGUGGCGUUGACCCGAGGAAGCUGGCCACUGGAGAGUGUGCUGAGGUCAUGCUCGUCGCGGAGGCGUUAUGCUGGAUUGGACAGCAGGCUGGACUCGUACAGGCAGAGAGACACGCGCAUAGCCCAUCGACGAUGACAACGAUGACGUGUACAAGCUCUCUUCUCCCGAUGGGCGCGUCAGCCACCGAGUCUAAUACGACUAUUAGUUCACACAACUCUGCUGGUACGCCAGAACUCUCACCGCGUACGCCUCCGAGAUGCAUUCAUGAGGUGCCUUCACCUUUGCGAAUGUCCUUGUCUCUGUUCCACGAGGAGCAAAAUUUGGAAACACAUGUCACGGUGCCUGUCAGACAUUCCGGUACGAUUGAGCAUGUGGACCAGAACCGGGAAGUCGAAUCUUUUGAGUCUAGUGGGGCACACUGGAGCAUGCACUCAAACAGUAACCAAAGCGCGCUUUACGACUCCGACUACGGUGACGAGCAUCUGAGGACCGUGACCUUACUGAAAGAACGUGCCAGACUUUUGUCUGAAAUUGCCAAAGCCCAGAGAAAGGGCCUGAACCCGCGCUUCGCCUUAUACAGACCUCUGUCUACCUCUUAUGAAGCGGCACCUAUCCGUAGAGACAUGUCGGGAGAUCCAUCUUCUAUGUUCUUGAGUUUUUGUCUGUGGCCCAGAUGGCAAGAUGCGACAUCAUCGCGAGUCUGCAAGUUAUACGGCGUCGCUUCUCUCCUGUCCCCCUGUCCUCGCUCUUCCUCUCUCCGUAUUGAUAUCCUCUCUGCGUUCCUGCAUGCGCCUCGCCAUGCGCAAGGUUGCUAUCAGCCCGGCUGGGGAGCUGAGCUCCCUCAUAAUUCGUUGGCAAGCCGAAUUCCGGGGACACAUUUCAGGCCCUUCCUCGAGCCUUUGCCAGAAGCUCCGCCGUCAUCCGAAUGUCUCGCACUCGCGCAUGUUUUGACAGCGGUGCCAGACGAGGGAGCUGAUAUCGGUUCCGAAGCCUCCGACUUGCGUUGCCGCCGAUCUCGAAGCCAACGUUUGGACCUUCCACCGAGUCCCAUCGACGCAUUUAUGGACCACUAUCGUUUCGGACCAUGCCGUCUCCAAGUCAAUUUGGGAGGGGAAGAGAGCGACCGCCUGCAUAUCAGGUGGUCGGCAACUUUGUUUAGGAAAAGGGAAAUUUGUUAUUUCGUCAACAUCUUUAUCCUUCUAUAA
Guyanagaster necrorhizus is the source of this 1479-nucleotide messenger RNA. RefSeq lists its product as uncharacterized. Lineage: Eukaryota; Fungi; Basidiomycota; Agaricomycetes; Agaricales; Physalacriaceae. Bases 1 to 1479 code for a protein of 492 amino acids. The record is from RefSeq and is a predicted model, not a curated record. The transcript is spliced from 5 exons.